GUAUGCUCUUCCAGACACUGUGCAGGGAACUCAACAGGGGCCUGUGACACUGGAUGUGAGACGGGGUGGACACAGGGUGACUGUAUAGUGUCAGUCAUUUGCCCCUCUGGAAGAUAUGGACAAGGAUGUACAGAGUUCUGCAGUUCCCGCAACUGUAAUACGCCAUCUUCUGUGUGUGACGUCACUGGAUUAUGCCCAGAUGGAUGCCGGGAAGGCUGGCAGAAAUCUGACUGUAUUAUACGUGAGACUGGGAAUUGUUUUCAUACUAAUAUCAUGUCAGAGUGGGAAGUACGGUUCUAACUGCAGCAAGUCUUGUGAUUCACGUCAUUGUGAAACUGCACCAGUCUCCUGCGACCACGUGACAGGAGCCUGCGUUGCCGGUUGUCGGGAAGGAUGGAUUGGAGCAGACUGUACUCAGAGAUGCAAGCCUGGAACUUAUGGACCUGAUUGUACUCGUUGUGGAUAUUGUGACGUCACGUGCAAUGUUGGAGAUGGACGCUGUCCCGGAGAGUGUCUGGACGGCUUCACUGGUGACCGAUGUGAUGAGGAUGUUAGAGUGUCUCCUGUUACAAGCGGCGUCAUUGGAGGAGCGGUAGUACUUGUUGUAAUGCUGUUGCUGAUUGGUGGGCUGAUGAAAUCUGGAAGACUGAAAUGGAUAUCCUCACCUAGCACAGGUGUGAGAAAUACAGACACAGGUGGCACUGGUGGGAUUCCUGCUCAUGUGAACACGUCUGGAACGAAUGAACAAGACUACACCGAACUGAGUGAAGUCACCAGGGAGAGAGAGGAGAAGUCACAGUAUGAUGUCAUUCAGAACAAAGUGUAUGAAAACAACCAAAUCUGAGUUGAGAGCAGUGCAUCCUUUUCGUGCGUGCUGACAUACCUUUAAUGUUCACAAAGCUGAAUAUGAUCUGUCCAGAGAACAAAUCUGGAAUAGUGUAUAUGGUUAUACCAUGAAAGAUAUCCAGCCUGAAAUAUGAUAUUAAAAUCUUGUUAGUUUA
This is a messenger RNA of Haliotis rubra (blacklip abalone), 1001 nucleotides long. Its product is annotated as multiple epidermal growth factor-like domains protein 10. Bases 116 to 844 code for a protein of 242 amino acids. NCBI's taxonomy places the organism in Eukaryota, Metazoa, Mollusca, Gastropoda, Lepetellida, Haliotidae. The transcript has 6 exons. The record is from RefSeq and is a predicted model, not a curated record.